AUGACCAUCCUCGACCGUUGUUCAUUCGCAGGCGUUCUUGUCCUCGCCGGGCUCGCCACUGCGCAAGGGCAAGGAGAGGGCGAUGUCGACCCCUUCGCGCCUGUCUACGCCAUGUGCCCCUCAGACUUGCGAGUACGACCUGCCUCAGAAGGACUGUCGCGGGCAGAGUCGUCUUGGAGGGCCGGCCGCGGGGAGAAGGUCAUGCCAGCACUCUCUUCGUACCUCACGCUGGCCAACAUAGACGGUUUCGAUGUCCAAGGCUACAUCCAGCGCCUCAACGCCUCCAACUUCCCCAUCGUCGGCCUCUCCGUAUCGGGAGGAGGAACGCAGUCCGGCGUUGGGGGUCUUGGCAUAUGGCAGGCCUUCGAUGCUCGCAACCCUGCUGCAGUCGCCGCCCGUACGGGAGGCCUCACGCAGGUCUUGUCGUAUAUUACGGGCUUAAGUGGUGGUGGUGCCCUGACGGUGAGCACGCUAGCCGCGAACGAUUUCGUCACGAUAGACGCCCUUAGGAAACAGAUCAACUUCGCUGUUGACUACACUGUUGGCCCUGACGGCAACCAAACCGCAUACUUGACAGACAUGUUUGAAAAUGUUGGCGCCAAAGCCGAAACUGGUUUGCCCGUCUCCGUCGCCGACGCCUUUGGUCAGUUCUGGGGCACCUAUCUACCAGAGAACCGGACGUACGGCAACUACUCAGACCUCGCCCUCCCCGGAACUGUGUUCUCCCUCGGCGAGGCUCCGAUGCCCAUCAUCUCUCUAUCCGAAGUCGUUCCCGGGCAGUCGCCUAGCAUCGGUGGCAUAAUGUGGCCCGGGAGGAACGCCGCCAACGGGUUCAAUCUGACUUCGUACGAAGUGACCCCGUUCGAGUUCGGAAGCUGGCGGGGUGGGAGAAUCCAGGCCUUCGUGCCGACCAUGUACCUCGGGACCUCCAUGUUCAACGGCACGGCCCAGAACAGCAGCGAGUGCGUCCAGGGCUUCGACAAGUUCACCUUCAUCCAGGGGUCCACGGCCGCCGCCUUCAACGCCUGGUUCAUCGACGAAUGGUACAACACGCCCAUUUUCGCCAGGCGCGCGUUGAGGACCGGUCCUCCGGCAUCUAGCGACAUCGUCCCACCUCCCCAGUUUGAGGAUGACGGGCGCGUGAUCCUCGUCAGCCAGACGGCCGAGUCCUUCAACCAGACGUUCAACGAGUCCCUCUGGGCCACGUACCCGAACCCCUUUGAGAGCUACAGCCCGGCCAUGCAAGGCAUUGACGAGCUCCUGCUCGUCGACGGGAGCCUCGGUGGCGAGACGAACCCCAUCCGGCCCCUGAUCAUCCCCGAACGCGGAGUCGACUUCAUCAUCGUCUACGAGGCCUCCCUGGACGCGGCGUACAACUGGGUCAACGGCACGAACCUCGUCAACACCGCCCAGUCGGCGGCCCAAGGCAACAUCCCCUUCCCGCGCAUCCCGGACGUCGCGACGCUGGUGACGCGGAAUCUUACGAGGCAGCCGACCUUCUUCGGCUGCGACGCCGCCACCUCGCCCCCGACGCCGCUGGUGCUCUACCUGCCCAACUCGCCGUGGUCUGGCUACAUCAACUUCACCUUCUUCAAGUCGUCCUUCACGGACAACGAGUUCGACCUGACGGCCGACAACGCCUUCAACCUCGCCACCUACGGCAACGGCACCGUCGACCCCUCGUGGCCCGCCUGCCUCGCCUGCGCGACGAUCCGGGCCAGCCUGACGAGACUUGGGCUCGGUUUGCCGGACGAGUGCCAGGAAUGCUUCCGGCGCCACUGCUGGGACGGCGAGGUUGCCACGCGGGCGAUCGCGCCGGAGGAUCUCGACCCGAGGCUGAGGCUUAACCCGGGCUUGUCGUAUGCGGAAUGGAACCGGACGUAUUGGAACAGUCAGAAGAGCACGGAUGGAGGCACGGGAGGUAAUGGCAGCGGGGGCGGCGGCGGUAACAACGGGGGGGGAGGAGGAGGAGCCACGCCGUCGCCGUCACCUUCGCCGGGCUCAUCCGGGGCAUCGAUCACGGCCGAGAUCGGGCGGGCUGCAGCUGCUGUGACCGUAGCUUCUGUGAUUGCCCUCAUCGCGCUUCUGUGA
Messenger RNA from Colletotrichum destructivum, 2091 nucleotides. RefSeq names its product Putative lysophospholipase, catalytic domain, Acyl transferase/acyl hydrolase/lysophospholipase. Gene Ontology annotation, molecular function: A2-type glycerophospholipase activity. Gene Ontology annotation, biological process: glycerophospholipid catabolic process. Gene Ontology annotation, cellular component: cytosol. The record is from RefSeq and is a predicted model, not a curated record. The transcript has 3 exons. Bases 1 to 2091 code for a protein of 696 amino acids. NCBI's taxonomy places the organism in Eukaryota, Fungi, Ascomycota, Sordariomycetes, Glomerellales, Glomerellaceae.